Meloidogyne enterolobii is the source of this 3180-nucleotide messenger RNA. Lineage: Eukaryota; Metazoa; Nematoda; Chromadorea; Rhabditida; Meloidogynidae. The record is from the annotation of a GenBank genome assembly.
UUCAUAAUAUUAAAAAUGACUGAUAAAAUCAUAUAUACGGCCAAUGAUGUUCGUCAAGCAUUUAUAGACUUUUUCGUUGAUAAACAACAUUCGUAUCAUCAUUCAUCUUCUGUGAUUCCUUAUGAUGAUCCAACACUUUUAUUUACAAAUGCUGGAAUGAAUCAAUUUAAACCUGUAUUUCAAGAGACUGUAGAUCCAAAUAGUGAUUUGGGUAAAUUGAAGAGAGCAGUUAAUACACAAAAAUGUAUUCGCGCUGGAGGGAAACAUAAUGAUUUGGAUGAUGUUGGAAAAGAUGUUUAUCAUCAUACUUUUUUUGAAAUGCUUGGAAAUUGGUCUUUUGGUGAUUAUUUUAAGAAAGAAAUUUGUACGUGGGCAUGGGAGUUUCUCACAAAUUGGCUACAAAUUCCGCCAGAACGUUUAUAUGUUUCGUAUUUUGGUGGCGACUCCUCUGCUGGACUUGAACCCGACGAGGAAUGCAAAAAAAUUUGGCUUUCUCUUGGUGUAAAUCCAAAUCAUCUUCUCCCUUUCGGAAUGAAGGACAAUUUUUGGGAAAUGGGUGAUACUGGCCCUUGUGGUUCUUGUUCUGAAAUUCAUUAUGAUAGGAUUGGAAAUAGAGAUGCUUCUUCUCUUGUAAAUGCUGACGAUCCAAUGGUUGUAGAAAUUUGGAAUUUAGUUUUUAUUCAAUUUAAUAGUUAUGUUCUCCGUCGAAUUUUACGUCGUGGGGUUCGUUAUGCAACAGAAAAAUUAAAUGCAAAACCCGGAUUUUUUGCUUCUCUUGUUCCUGUUGUUAUUGAAAUUUUGAUUCCUUAUGAUGAUCCAACACUUUUAUUUACAAAUGCUGGAAUGAAUCAAUUUAAGCCUGUAUUUCAAGAAACUGUAGAUCCAAAUAGUGAUUUGGGUAAAUUAAAGAGAGCAGUUAAUACACAAAAAUGUAUUCGCGCUGGAGGGAAACAUAAUGAUUUGGAUGAUGUUGGAAAAGAUGUUUAUCAUCAUACUUUCUUUGAAAUGCUUGGAAAUUGGUCUUUUGGUGAUUAUUUUAAGAAAGAGAUUUGUACGUGGGCAUGGGAGUUUCUCACAAAAUGGCUACAAAUUCCGUCAGAACGUUUAUAUGUUUCAUAUUUUGGUGGCGACUCUUCUGCUGGACUUGAACCUGACGAGGAAUGCAAAGAAGAAGGGGGUUUAUUAAAAUCCCUUCCUAAUAAACACAUUGAUUGUGGACUUGGACUUGAACGUUUAGUGGCUGUUGUACAAAAUAAAAUUUCAAAUUAUGAUACGGAUUUGUUUACACCUUUGUUUCAAGCAAUUCAUGAGUCUACUGGUAUUCGCGAAUAUGAAGGGAAAGUUGGUACUGAAGAUAUUGAUGGUAUUGAUAUUGCUUAUCGUGUUGUAGCUGACCAUAUUAGAACUUUAACAGUUGCUUUAGCGGAUGGAGGGGUUCCUGACUCGACUGGAAGAGGUUAUGUUCUUCGUCGAAUUUUACGUCGUGGAGUUCGUUAUGCAACUGAAAAAUUAAAUGCCAAACCCGGGUUUUUUGCUUCCCUUGUUCCUGUUGUUAUUGAAAUUUUGGGUAUCACAUUCCCAGAAUUAAAAAAGGAUCCUUCAUCAAUUACUGAACUUAUAAACGAAGAAGAGGCUCAAUUUCUCAAAACUUUACGUCGUGGGCAAAUUCUUUUCGAAAAAGCAGUUAAAACAUUGCCUGCUGAUUCUAAAACAAUUUCUGGACAAAUUGCUUGGCGUCUCUAUGAUACCUAUGGAUUUCCAAUUGAUUUAACUUCAUUGAUGGCUGAGGAGAAGGGUCUUAGCAUUGAUUAUGUUGAUUAUGAGGAGUGUCGAAAAAAGGCUAUUGAACUUUCUUCUUCUGGUGCUACUUUUAAACUUCAAGAAACAUUAAAUCUUGAUGUACAUACAUUAGAAGCACUUAAACGUGAAGGAGUUCCCCCAACAGAUGAUUCGCCAAAAUAUAUUUAUGAUUUUGAUGGACAAUUAAAUUGGAAAGCUUCUUAUAAUUACCAAAUGUGUAAUGGAAAAAUAUUGAAAAUACGAGUUGGAAGUGAAUUUGUUGAUAAAAUAGAGUCUGGACAGGAAGGGGCAUUAUUACUUGACAGGACUUGUUUUUAUGCAGAACAGGGUGGUCAAAUUUAUGAUACAGGAUUAUUUACAAAAAUUGGAGAUGAGGACGUUGGCUUUUCUGUUACGAAUACACAAAUUCGUGCUGGUUAUAUUUUCUUUUUUGGAGUAGCUGAUGGUGUUCUUUGUGUUGGAGAUGAAUUAAAACAACAAUUUGAUGAGUCACGUCGUUGGCUUAUAAUGAAAAACCACACUGGUACACACGUACUUAAUUAUGCAUUACAACAAGUAUUACAAACUGUGGACCAGAAAGGAUCUUUGGUAGCUCCUGAUAGAAUGCGUUUUGAUUUUUCAUCAAAACAGGCACUUGGUGUUGAUCAAGUUAAAAAAGUUCAAGAACAUGCUCAAACAUUAAUUAACACAAAAGGACAAGUAUAUACAAAAGAAUGUGUGUUGUCUGAAGCUUUGAAUAUUAAUGGAUUGCGAGCUGUUUUUGGCGAAACAUAUCCAGAUCCUGUUCGUGUUGUUUCUGUAGGUAUUCCAAUUGAACAACUUUUGGAAAAUCCUAGCAGUGAUUUGGGCAAUAAAACAUCUGUUGAAUUUUGUGGGGGAACUCAUUUACGCAAUGUUUCGCAUAUUGGUUCAUUAGUAAUUACAACAGAAGAAGCAAUCGCCAAAGGUAUUCGUCGAAUUGUUGCAAUUACUGGGCCAGAAGGAGAAAAGUCUUUACAAAAUGCUGAGAAAUUGACCAAAAAUUUAAAUGAAUUAAUUGAAAUGGCAGAAAAAGAAUAUGAAGAGAUUGGAAAAGAAUGGAAUGAAGAAAGAUUGAAAAAACUUGGAAAAUGUAUUACUGACUUUGAAGAGAAAAUAAAUAAUCAACAAUUGUCGUAUAUCCAAAAAGAUGCUCUCCGUGAAAGUAUUAAAAAAAUUAGGAUGAAUAUGAAAAAAUUAAAAAAGAAUUCAAAGAAAGUAGAGGAUAAUGCAGAAAUUAAUGAAAAUAAUAAAAAAGGAAAUAAGAAGAAUAAUAAAAAGGAAGAGAAAAAAGAAUUAAAUAAUAAAGAAGAAAUUAAAAAUAAAAUUAAAGAACCUUUUUUGAAAAUAAGUCUUGUUUAA